AUGACGACUCUGGUUUUAAUGGCGAUGUUACUACCUCUGGUAAUUUCUUCAGGUAUAAGCUUAAUACUUGAUCCCGUUCCUAAUGAAAAGCUCUACAAAGGAGACAUGAUCCACAUUUUCGCCAACAGAGUUCGUUCUCGUGAAAAUUAUUGGUACAAGUCAAUCAUCACUCUCUUGUUUAAAUUCUUUGAUUCGAAAUCACAAACCAACAAGAAAAGUUCAUUCGAAGAGCUUUUAGCCGGGGAUUGCUUCACUCUCACGCGGUAUGAGUUGAAAUUUCGAAAGAACAUUGAAAGAAAAACACUUUGCGAGAAGACUUUGACAGAAGAUGAAGCAAGGAAGUUCAGGGGUGCUAUCGAAAGAAGCUAUAUAUACGAGAUGAGCUAUAACAAAAGUAUCUUCUGGAGUAUGGUGGGAAGGAUUGUAGAUGUGGAAAAUGAGCGAAAACUCACAAUCCCCAAGCAUUAUCUAGUUACACACAUUCAUUUUUAUGUUAAGUACUGGAAGAGCCAAGUUAAAGACAUCAGUAUUUUGAGCAACUAUAGUUCUAGUGUGGACAUAGCUGAAGUUGCUGCAAAUAAAGUCAAGUUUACCUAUUCGGUUCUCUGGGCUGAAGAACCUGAUAAGCCUGGUCAUUUCUCGGGUUACACCCCAUUUGAUGAGGAGCUUAUGAGGCUAAAAGAAGAUGGUGAAAUCUGGAAUUCGAAAUUGUUUUAUUGGGCAAGUGCCACUCUCGUCUGGGUUGGGUUAAUUCUUACAGUGACUGUGCCAUACUUGACCGAUUACUUGGACCGGUAUGAUUACUUGUACUGCAGGUUCUCUUCCAGAGAGCAGGACCAUUUAGAUUGCCGAGUUAAUAAUCAGCAUCUCCUUCACGGUGAUAACUGCAAAUGCCCUCCUUACACAUCGUUACUUGGUGCCGUUCUUGGGAAUGGGAUUCAGCUGCUUAUUAUGGCAUGUAUCUUCUUCAUUUUGGCAUACAAGGGUUUCUUGAAUCCCUGCAAUCUCCAGUCACUUUCUUCUCUAAUACUGAGGACAUAUUGUAUUACAUCUUUCAUUAUGGGGUAUAAGGCUACUUCGUUUCAUGCUGGAUUCACAUCAGUUGGUUGGAAAGAAUGCAUAUUCCAAGCUGGAACUCUAUACUACAUUCCAGCACUCUCAACAGUUAUUAUUGCAAAUGGCUUAGUAAUUUCAGAGUUUGGGAUAUCCGAAGUACCAGAACUGGGCAUCCUCUGUCAAAACCUGGUUGCUUGGGGACUUGUUUCAAGCAUUCUCGUGAUUCUAAGUGGCGUCGUUGCUCGUCGUUUCCAACCAGAAUCUCAACCAACUUGUUCUACAAGAAAUUUACCAAAAGAGACUCGUCAGCAGCCUUGGUACACGAAUACAGCGGUUCAGAUGCUGCUUGGUGGCCUUGUGCCAUUCAUUCUACUGUUACCAAAGCUGGACAACAUCCAUGCAAGCUUGUGGAAUUUCAAGAUUUGCAACACGUUUCAAACUUUGCUUACUUCAUUCAUUUCGAUUGUCAUAAUGAAUGUGAUCCUGGCAAUUGGUUUCACUGUUAGUCAACUAUCCUGGCAUGAUCAUCACUGGUGGUGGAGAUCUGUAUUACGUGGGGGAACACCAGCCAUUUUGAUGUUUUUCUAUGGCCUCUACUUCUUCUACAGGAUAAACAUUGAUGAAUCAUUGCUGCUACGUGUUUUGGGAUACCAUUUUUGUAUCUCCUAUGCCUUGUUCCUUAUUAGGUUGAUAGAAAAAAAGGCAGUCACUAGGAGAAACGCACCAGACGAUGCAGCUCCUUCAGCCGGAGUUGAGGGAGGAGAAAACAGUUGUCCAUCACCGCAGGACUUCCCUCAGAUAAAGGAAGACUAUGACGAAAAGGCAUAA
Messenger RNA from Humulus lupulus (European hop), 1884 nucleotides. Its product is annotated as transmembrane 9 superfamily member 2-like. The transcript has 6 exons. Gene Ontology annotation, biological process: protein localization to membrane. Lineage: Eukaryota; Viridiplantae; Streptophyta; Magnoliopsida; Rosales; Cannabaceae. Bases 1 to 1884 code for a protein of 627 amino acids. Gene Ontology annotation, cellular component: membrane. The record is from RefSeq and is a predicted model, not a curated record.